This is a messenger RNA of Gongylonema pulchrum, 258 nucleotides long. The record is from the annotation of a GenBank genome assembly. NCBI's taxonomy places the organism in Eukaryota, Metazoa, Nematoda, Chromadorea, Rhabditida, Gongylonematidae.
AUGAACAUGAACGAUGAUGAAACGAUCAAUGCAAGAAUCAGGCAGUCGUUCGAAACGUUGGAUGAUGUGGGCGCUAACAUUGAGAGAGUGGAACGCUUUCUGGAUGCCUCAUUCUCAGGUCGACUUGCUCUGUCCUCGAAAUAUGAACAGCGCUCAACAACAGUGCCAUCGGAACACCCCUUCUCCAACGAAAACCUCGGAAAAUGCGGCACCACAUGGAAGGUUCGUUUUUACCGUAGCUUGUGUCCUUUGCAGUAA